Messenger RNA from Habropoda laboriosa, 3366 nucleotides. RefSeq lists its product as uncharacterized. The coding region runs from base 1 to 3366 and encodes 1121 amino acids. Lineage: Eukaryota; Metazoa; Arthropoda; Insecta; Hymenoptera; Apidae. The transcript is spliced from 4 exons. The record is from RefSeq and is a predicted model, not a curated record.
AUGACGGCUUACCUGACCGAUACACCGGACAUUUCCAUUGCAGCGUUAGAGACGCGACAAGCAAAACUAGAGCAAUAUUUUAAUACAUUCGCGGAGGUCCAAUUAGCAUUAGAAGUAGAUGACGAAACGGUUGACCACACUCCAGAACAGGAGCAGUUUGAAACACAAUAUUAUUUAGCCGCGGAACUCUUAAACGAGAAAUUAAAGACCUUACGAGAACCCGUUAGACCCACGUACGCAGCUAGGCAGAAAUUAAAGACCUUACGAGAACCCGUUAGACCCACGUACGCAGCUAGGCAGGUAGAUUCACCGAGCACAACCAUAAAACAGGCAAACCUUUUGUUGCCGAAAAUAGAAUUAAAACCUUUUGACGGCAAUCUAAUCGAGUGGCAUAGUUUCCACGAUACAUUCAAAUCAUUAGUGCAUCAGAACGAAGACCUAAUAGGGGCACAAAUGCAUAUAAAUGCAUUGAAGGCACUAGACCAACCUAUUCAACACUGGGAUACAAUAUUAGUUUAUCACAUCUCGAAAAGACUUGAUAAAAAUACGCGACGCGAGUGGGAAAGGACACUGGAAGAUGAAGAACUUCCUCAUUUAGACCAAUUGCUCACCUUCAUAAAUAAGCGCGCACGCGGAAACGACAUGGAACCAGAAUCGUUAAACAAUUCACGACUCAACAUAUCAGACAAUCGGUCACGAUCGAAAACGUAUAAACAAACAUAUAUCUCCACACAAGGCGAUCAGACAAAGUGCACACUCUGUUUAGGACAAGUCAAAACACACGCGGAAUACUUCGUCACAACAAAAAUAAAAUCCAUGAAUAGUCGGUUCGAAUCACAAAUCAAUUUCAUUGCGCUUCCCGCGAUUAUAGGAUUACUACCUAUCCGACAAGUCAACCGCGAGAACCUCACGAUACCUCCACACAUACAUUUAGCAGAUCCAGAAUUUCACAGACCAAGAGAAAUAGACGCAUUGUUCGGGAAUACACUAUUUUAUGACCUUUUAAGAACUGGCAAUUUUAAAUUAUGCAACACGUCCAUCACACUACAAAACACACUACUAGGAUGGAUAGUCACGGGAGAGAUCAAUCCCAAAGGGGAACCUCUCAAAGAAACGUCAAACCACGUAUGCCAUAUAGCAACUUCAUUGGACAAACAAUUAACGCGAUUUUGGACAAUUGAAGAGAUUUCGGAAAGGCACUUUCUCUCCGCGGAGGAAACAGAAUGCGAGAAUCAUUUCGCAAAACAUACAUCGCGUGACGCACAAGGGAGAUACACAGUAAGGCUGCCAUUUAACACAAAGAAGCAUUUGCUUGGCGAUUCGAAAAACGUUGGUUUGAAAAGAUUUUAUGGCUUAGAGCGUAGAUUGCAACGGGACUCAGAACUUUCGAAACACUACACACAAUUCAUGCGGGAAUAUUUAGAGCUAGGGCACAUGCGUGAGGUAGCUGAUGACCUGGAUACAGGACAUUACCUACCUCACCACGCGGUACGAAAGGAAUCAAGUGCGACCACAAAAAUACAGGUAGUUUUCGACGCUUCGGCAAAGGGCACCACAGGUAUAUCGUUAAACGACGCGUUAUUAACAGGCCCAACGAUACAGGACACAUUAUUUUCUAUUUUACUCAGAUUUCGGUCACACACAUACGUAAUAACCGCGGACAUUGAAAAAAUGUACCGACAGAUAAAGGUACACCACGACGACAGAAAGUUCCAAAAAAUCCUGUGGCGAGAAUCUAUGGACAAACCCAUUAAAACCUUUGAAUUGAACACUGUAACAUAUGGCACCGCUUCCGCACCAUUUCUGGCCGUUCGAUGUUUACGACAAUUAGCAGAAGAUGAGUCGAAAGAUUUGCCAAUAGCCGCAAAAAUAUUCAAAGGAGAUUUUUAUGUGGACGAUUUGCUCACAGGCGCUUCUAGCCUCGAAGCAGCAUUCGAAGCAAGAGAUCAAAUAAUUGCAUUAGCUUCACGGGGAGGUUUCCACUUGCGACAGUGGACCUCUAAUGACACUCGUUUGAUUACUGAUUUACAAGCUAAAAAUCAGCAGGAUACACUGUGUCUAGAUCCAUCGGAAACAAAAAAAACGUUAGGGAUAUUUUGGAAUCCAUUAGACGAUAAAAUCAUUUACAAAAGCGAACCCUUCUCGAGACAAACACAUAUUACCAAGAGAACACUCCUCUCACAAAUUUCACAAUUAUUCGACCCACUUGGGCUACUCGGGCCAAUUAUUAUAAGUGCCAAGAUUAUCAUGCAGCAACUAUGGAAGGCAGCUAUUGGCUGGGAUGACAACGUUCCCCAACCAAUACAACAAUCAUGGUUAAACAUAAAAAACGAAUUGCAUGUGCUAAGCAAUUUUUCGGCUCCACGAGGAAUAAUUACAACACAGAUGAUACAGCUACAGCUCCACGGGUUUUGUGAUGCCAGUGAGAGCGCGUAUGGCGCAUGUAUCUAUAUUAGAUCAACAAAUAAGGAGGGAAAACACGCAGUGCAUUUAUUGUGUGCGAAAUCACGCGUUGCACCGGUAAAGACAGUAUCCCUACCGCGCCUCGAGCUUUGCGCAAGCAGACUUCUUGUCAAUCUGUACAAGGAGGUCAAAGGGUCGCUAACAAACGUAAAUAUCGAUAAGGUCAGAUUUUGGUCGGACUCGACCAUCGCGUUACACUGGAUCAAAACUCCACCACACAUGCUCAAAGCUUUCGUAGCGAACAGGGUUAGCGACAUCCAAACAGAAACCGACUCUCAAGAUUGGUUCCAUGUUUCAACCGUAGACAAUCCCGCAGACUUCAUCUCCAGAGGUCAAUUACCGUCGCAAUUCAUUCAAAAUGGUCUAUGGUUAAACGGCCCGUGCUGGCUAACAAAGGAUAGUGCCUUUUGGCCAGUUAAUAACAUAGAACCUAUACAAGUACCAGAAAAAAAACAGGUCAUUGCCCUACCCACCCAGACAAAUGUCGGAGGAUUACUACAAAAAUAUUCAUGUAUUGAGCAUUUAAGUAAAAUAGUCGCAUACAUACUACGUUUUGCAAAUAACAUAAAAAAGGAUAAUAGUAAAAUCACCGGAACCCUAUCACUGCAGGAAAUUCGUGCCGCGCAUAAUCGAAUUAUACAAGUAACACAAUGUGAAGCAUUUAGCAUUGAAAUACACAAUUUAAAAAGGGGUAAACCGCUCAAUAGAAAAAGUAGGCUACUAAGCUUAAACCCAUUCAUCGACGACAGCGGUAUCCUUAGGGUCGGGGGUAGACUAAAGCACGCGCCGCUCAGGUAUGGUCAAAAACACCCAAUUAUACUACCGCACCGGCACCAAGUAACUGACUUAAUUGUUAGACAAGCGCAUUUACGUCACUGGCAUGCUGGUACACAGGCCACCUGA